Molecule: messenger RNA, 1017 nt
Organism: Ruditapes philippinarum (Manila clam)
Lineage: Eukaryota; Metazoa; Mollusca; Bivalvia; Venerida; Veneridae
Product: plasma kallikrein-like
Exons: 9
Coding region: 89-928 (279 amino acids)
Biological process (GO): proteolysis
Molecular function (GO): serine-type endopeptidase activity
Source: RefSeq, a predicted model, not a curated record
ACAAUUAGUUCGUAAUCUAUUUGCGUAGAUAAGACGUUAUCUGUCAUUGGCCUCAAAGUCUUUUACUUCAGUCAGGCGAUUAAACAAAAUGUUCUCUACUCUACUCCUGUGUGCGUGUGUCGGUGCAGCAGUGUCGCAAACUGUACCAUGCGGAUCUCCAACAGUGCAGCCAAUCACCAACCGUAUUGUCGGUGGUCAAAUAGCUAAACCUGGAUCAUGGCCCUGGAUGGUUUUAUUGGUUGACGAUCUCGGAUUUAUUUCCGGAAGUGGUGCCGUCAUUCAUCCAAACGUGAUUCUCACGUCAGCCCAACAUUUUGAAGGUCAUGGAUUCUCUCUGUACGACCUUGACCUUCAUUUCUGGAGGGCAUACGCUGGAGAAUACAACAUCACAACAACAGAUCCUCAUGAAAAAUAUUACCACGUUAAACGUGUUGUCCUUCAUCCUGGUUACAACUACACAUCCUUGGAAAAUGACAUCGCUUUAGUAAUUACAACACAGCCUAUCCAGUUCAACGACCACACACGUCCAGCUUGUCUCCCAGAUGCCAGUCACACAUACACGGUCGGUGAGACAUGCUAUCUACCUGGAUGGGGCAGCACAGCAACAACCGGAAAUGAAGAAGUUUUGAACCAGGUUGAUCUCCCAAUCCUGGAUGACAGCGUGUGUGCCAAUGAGUUCCCUGUAUACCUAACCAAUAAUGAACUGUGUGCUGGAUAUAAAAACCAGGGCAAGGACUGGUGUGCUGAUGAUAUUGGAAGUCCUUUGAUGUGCAAGGAUCAGAGCGGAGCAUGGUACAUUCAAGGUCUAGCAUCUUCCGGUGGUGAUUGCACCAAGGCCGAUCAGCCAAGUGUGUUCGAAGAUGUUCCCCAGUAUUCUGAAUGGAUCAAGAAGACAAUGGAAGAGGCCGGCUACGGUUACCAAUAUUAGUUCAAUAUUAGUUCGAAUAAAUCUAUAGACACCUAAUUCUUUAUAAUAUAGUGAGUGAUUCAAUAAAUUUUGGCCAACAUGAAAGAUGA